AUGUGGGUUAGUUCUCUCGUGAGAGUUGAGAGACAUUUCAAAGUGACAUACUUUGAAAAAAAAUUUAAAAAUGACGAUGUAAUCCUAAUAAUUACUGAUAAAUUAGCCAAAGAAAUAUUUGUUCAUUACACAUGCCGAAACUCUGCUGCUCUGCAAAUUCUUUUGUUAGCUACUCUGCUAACAAAAACAAACACCUCUGCUCUGAAAAAAAAUAUAUCACAAUGCAACUCUGUAAAGGAAGUCAUAAGCACAAUAAAAAUUUUCAGACAUUUUGUGAAAGACAACCACAGGAAGAAGGUAAGAAUUUACAAACGAUUUUCACUGGUAAAUAUCACCAGCUUUUCCAGGCAAAGAAAACGCAAGAUGAAUGCAGAAGAAGUUAACGAAAAUUCAAAUGACGUCAAUGAUUAUGAUCAAACUGAUGCAGAAGAAGAUUAUGUCAGCGUUAGUAGCGAAGCGGGAUCAACUGGCAACAAAAGGAAGCCAUUAAAGCAGCCGGAAAUUGAGACAUACUUCAGAAGCGAAAAAACAAUGAAAAACGAUGAAAAGUCCCCGUCAAAUGAUGAAGAAUUAGCUGAACAGGUGGAAAAACAAUUAAGCGUAAAUGGAAACGAAGAAACAAUUCAUAGAGAAAAACUUCUUCGUGAAUAUAUUGAAGAACUAGAAGGAGCCUUCAGGAAAAAAGAUGACGAAACGGAAACGCUAAGAAAACAGAUGAGAGACAUGGCACGCAAUUUUGAAGCACUCAAAAAGCAACAAAAAAAUGAUGAGAUGAAAGCUACAACAUCCUCUGCUGAUGCAAUGAUGGUUCCAAUAUCUUCUGCAUCUGAUCCAAAGGCUCGAACUUUCCCAGCUGGUUCACCAAAGGAUUCAAAUUCUUUUGCUGAUAAACUUAUUAAUGCCAAAACGUCCGAUGAAAGCAAUCAGAAAAAAUCUGUCGCUGCAUCCAGCAGUGGCCUUGCUUCAAACCACGUGAUGAUUAAUGAAGAUUUGUUGGAAGAAGCGGUGUCUUUGUUCAGCAAUCCUGAACUUGUCGAAGCGGAUAAUUCAAUCUUCAUAGCAUUCGUUCCCAAAGGCUACCCAAGAGUUGUCUUUGAUGAAAAUGCUAAGAAGAGCUUCAAUGAAUUGUUAACCAAAAUUGGCAACAAUUGCAUCAGGGAAGUGAAGAAAGCAGCUGCUGGUCCUAGUGAUGCAAACAGGCACAUCUUCGAGCAACUUGAUUUUAAAAGUGGAGUUGCAAUUCAGAAAGCAGCAGAUGUUGUCACAGCAGCAUUGACUAAAGUUCAAGUCGAGAACACAGCAUGGAAGAGAUACCUCAGUUUCCAACCAUUGUGUGUUCCUCUCAAACAGGUAACACUUGCGUCAGCUUAUACUUUGCGCAUCCCAAAUAGUAAGGCAACUUUUGAUGAAGCGGCUGAAACAAUACAAAACAGCAGCGAACAUGAUUUGGAUAUCAAGAACUGGAGGAUGACGGUGCUUUUUAAAAAUGAGGCUAAUGACUUUAAGAAGUUUCUAUUCAUUAGCCCAAGGAGUAUUGAUCAUCUGAUGGAUUAUCGAGGAAUUUUUAUGACAAAGUUUGGAACUCACAAGAAACGAGCCAUCAUCAAGAAAGCAGGAAAUAGAAGCUUAACAAGCUACGAAUCAGAUGAAGCUGCUGCAGAAGGCACUGAUGAAGUUUUCACCAACAGAAAGAGGAAGAUUUCACUCUCAGAGCUUUAUGAGAAGAUUGCCAAGAAAGCAAAGGAAGCUAAAGAACGCUCAGAAGAAGAAGGAAAGGAAUAA
Molecule: messenger RNA, 1782 nt
Organism: Clunio marinus
Lineage: Eukaryota; Metazoa; Arthropoda; Insecta; Diptera; Chironomidae
Source: the annotation of a GenBank genome assembly